GCGGGGAUGCACACUCCCCCCGCCUCUCCUCCUCCGCCCCCUCCGCCUCCCGGCCCUCCUCCUCCUCCUCCUCCUCCCGGGGAGGGCGUGCUUGGCAGACGGCGCGAGGGGGAGCGAGCGAGCGGGCGCUGCCGGGAGCCCGCAGCCCUGGCGCCCGCCGCCGCCCGGAGCCCCGCAAUAUGCCGCCGCGGCCCGCUGGCUCUCGGCCAUGGCGAGGCUCUGCCGGCGCGUCCCGUGCACCCUGCUCCUCGGCCUGGCCGCCGUGCUCCUGAAGGCGCGGCUGGUCCCCGCGGCCGCCAGAGCCGAACUGAGCCGCUCCGACCUCAGCCUCAUCCAGCAGCAGCAGCAGCAGCAGCAAAAGCAGCGGGAGGAGGCUGAGGAGGAGAGGCCAGAGGUGCCUGGGGCAUCCUCCACCGUGACUGUUCCAGUGUCUGUAUUUAUGCUGAAAGUCCAGGUGAAUGAUAUUAUCAGUCGUCAGUACCUGAGUCAAGCAGUUGUAGAAGUGUUUGUAAACUACACGAAGACGAAUUCCACAGUAACUAAAAACAAUGGUGCAGUGUUGAUCAAAGUACCCUAUAAAUUAGGACUCAGCUUAACUAUUAUUGCUUACAAAGAUGGCUACGUGUUGACCCCCCUGCCUUGGAAGACCGGAAGAAUGCCAAUAUAUUCAUCAGUUACACUUUCACUGUUGCCACAAAGCCAAGCAAAUAUAUGGCUAUUUGAAGACACUGUUUUAAUUACUGGAAAAUUAGCUGAUGCCAAAUCUCAACCAAGUGUUCAGUUUUCAAAAGCCUUAAUUAAACUUCCUGACAACCAUCACAUAAGCAAUGUUACUGGCUAUCUUACAGUUCUACAACAAUUUUUGAAAGUGGACAAUUUCCUGUAUACAACCGGAAUUACUCUCAAUAAACCAGGUUUUGAAAACAUUGAAUUGACUCCUCUUGCUGCAAUAUGUGUGAAAAUAUAUUCAGGAGGAAAAGAAUUAAAGGUGGAUGGCUCUAUUCAAGUUUCUCUUCCCCUUCUACAUACAAAUGAUAUAAGUGCAGGGGAUCGAAUACCUGCUUGGACAUUUGAUAUGAACACAGGUGCUUGGGUAAAUCAUGGCCGGGGAAUCGUAAAGGAAUAUAACAGUCAUCUAAUUUGGACAUAUGAUGCACCACAUUUGGGCUACUGGAUAGCAGCUCCACUUCCAGGAACUAGAGGUUCAGGUGUAAAUGAAGAUUCCAAGGACAUAACUGCCUACCACACAGUGUUUCUUACAGCCAUAUUAGGUGGAACAAUAGUCAUUGUCAUUGGAUUUUUUGCUAUACUGCUUUGCUAUUGCAGGGAUAAGUGUGGUACUCCACAGAAAAGAGAAAGAAAUAUCACUAAGCUUGAGGUUCUCAAGAGAGACCAGACGACUUCAACAACACACAUAAAUCACAUCAGUUCAGUCAAAGUUGCAUUAAAAGCUGAGGACAAGUCACAGUUACUCAAUGCCAAAAACUCCUCAUAUAGCCCUCAGAAAAAGGAACCAUCAAAGACAGAAGCGGAAGAAAGAGUUUCCAUGGUAAAAACUCGGGACAAUUUUAAAAUCUACAAUGAAGAUGUUUCAUUUUUGUCAGUCAAUCAAAAUAAUUAUUCGAGAAACCCAACGCAGUCUUUGGAGCCCAAUGUAGGAUCCAAACAACCUAAACAUAUUAACAACAAUCUAUCUUCAUCUUUAGGUGAUGCUCAAGAGGAAAAGAGGUAUCUCCCAGGGAAUGAGGAGGUGUAUGGGCGUUCCCACAUUCCUGAGCAGCUUAUGCAUAUCUAUAGCCAACCCAUUGCCAUCCUUCAAACAUCCGACCUCUUCUCCACUCCAGAGCAGUUACAUGCUACUAAGUCAGCUACUUUGCCAAGAAAGGGACAGUUAGUCUAUGGCCAGUUGAUGGAACCAGUAAACAGAGAGAACUUUACACAGACAUUGCCCAAAAUGCCAAUGCAUUCUCAUGCACAGCCUGCAGAUGCCAGGGAAGAGAAUAUCAUACUUGAAGGUCAACAGAGUUUGCCAUCCCAGACUUCAGAUUGGAGCCGAUAUUCGAACAGCUUACUGGAAUCCGUCUCUGUUCCUGGAACACUAAACGAGGCUGUUGUAAUGACUCCAUUCUCAUCGGAACUUCAAGGAAUUUCAGAACAGACCCUCCUGGAGCUGUCCAAAGGAAAGCCCUCCCCCCAUCCCAGAGCCUGGUUUGUUUCUCUUGAUGGAAAGCCAGUCGCGCAAGUGAGGCACUCCUUUAUAGACCUGAAAAAGGGCAAGAGAACCCAGAGCAAUGACACAAGUCUGGACUCUGGGGUAGACAUGAACGAGCAUCACUCUAGUAGAAAGCUUGAGAGGGAGAAAACAUUCAUCAAAAGCAUGCAUCAACCCAAGAUCCUUUACUUAGAAGAUUUAGACCUCAGCAGCAGUGAGAGUGGAACCACUGUCUGCUCCCCCGAGGACCCCGCUUUAAGGCACAUCCUAGAUGGAGGGAGUGGAGUUAUUAUGGAGCACCCUGGGGAAGAGUCCCCGGGAAGAAAAAGCACUGCUGAAGAUUUUGAAGCCAAUACAUCCCCCACUAAAAGAAGGGGCAGACCACCACUAGCCAAAAGAGAUAGCAAGACUAAUAUCUGGAAGAAGCGAGAGGAACGCCCACUGAUCCCCAUAAAUUAACUCCUAGGGUGGUUGUGUGUCUGCUGUCUCGUGCUGUCUAUUCUUGCUCCUUGUUGUAAAUUGCAGUAUGAACUUAAGAAGCUGAGACUGAGCAAUCUCAUGGUCCCUGGACAUGUCUCAAGCAGAGUAAUAGUGAAAUGGUAAUGCAGUAAUCAGAAAGAUACCAAGAGACCUAUUCUUUUCAUUUAUUUUUGGGUGAUGAAUCUGAAGUAUCCAAGUUUUCAAAAUGUAAAAUGGCAUCAAGAUAUUAUCUGACAAUGUUGCUCGAUCAACCAAUUUAGCCCUGCCUAUGUUAAGAAUAACACAGUGAAACAUGUACUACUAAAAUUGCUUACAAAAAGGUUGCCUCUGCCUUGGUGACUACCCUAUGGAACAUUUAGAAAUGAAACUGUCUUCUUCAGGUAUCAUGUUUGUGAAAUAUUAUUAUUUCCUCCUCUGCCUGUACUUGAGAAUUACUUGAUACAUGUUCUGGACUGAUGUUUAUACUGGAGUUUAAAACCAAACAUUUUCUGAGAUAAACAGCAUGUGUAUUAUGUCAUCCCAAAAGUAAAUCCUACAUUCACAUAAGAUGAGCAAGAAGCUGCUUGGUCAUUAGAGAUGGAGACACCAACUCUUUGAUUGUUUUUGGAUAUAAUUUCACAGAAUAAAUAAGAUGUUAAUUUCUUAUUUCAAAAUUUGAGAAAUGAAUGUUCCGAUACUGAAUUUUUAUUUUAAAUUUACUUUUUUUCUACCCUUCAACAAUCUGAAAAAAACGUCUGUGACUUUAGGUUAAGGCUCACUGAUACAUGUAGGCUAAAGUCAGUUUUAGUAUAUUUCCUCUAUUCCAAAAUCCCAAUCUCAGUCAUUUAAAGGCUAUCAAGUUAAAAAAUAAGAAAAUCAAUGAUCUGACAAUUUUUCAUGAACACCAAAAAGUUAACAAAAUAUGUGGAGAUAAACAUUAAUUUUUUCCCCUGAAAUGUUGAUGGGCAGAAAAAGAAAUGCCAGUUUUCUGAGACUUGAAAAUACCUUCAGGAUAUUAGUUCUACAUCAGAUGUUGACAUUCAUAAAAGGAGUAUGAGGAAAAUAGUUUCAACUUCAGGGGAAAAGUAAAAGUUUUUCCUUAAGUCACUGAUAACCUUUGCAACAUUUUUUUCGGUUUUGUACGUAAUAUAUCCACAUUCUUUUCAUUAUAGCAAAGAAUUCAGUGUGCAUACAUUUAACAGCUGUUUUUAAUUGUGUCUUCAACUCUGAAUUAUCAUUGGUAUGUCCUAAAAAUGAAAGUUUAUUGUUAAGUAAAAUCAACUCAUCCCAUUUUUCUUAAAAUUUCCAUGAAGACAAAUAUCUGAAGCACUUUUCCCUUUUUCCCUUGGGGGAAAAGUGAAACUAAAUUGAUUUUUCAUCCCCUAUUAUUCAAAAUGGGAGCAACAUAGAGACCCAAACCAGGCAAACAAGUUGAAAGAACCAAAAUGGCCACAUUAGCUUUAGUAAAAUUGUAGAUAAAUGUACAAUGAAAGACAACAGCUUUCUUCCCUAAGAUAGUAGACUUCAGCAAUUUUUUCUUAUAACCACUUCUGAAACAUGUCCUGUCAGGUAACUGUCCUACCUUUCUAUAUUAACCCAAAGAACAUAAAGACCUAGGCAAAUGUUUGCUAUGUAUUACCCCAAUCCAUAGAAGAAAUAAACAUUUUGUGUAAUUCCUAGGCUGCUGCUUUUUAUCAUUAGAGUAGUGAUAAGGCUCACCAUUAGAUGAAGCUUCUUAUUAGUCUUAUACAGAAAGAUACAUCAAAAGCAGCAUGAAUGAAAAUGAUUUGGAAAAGGUUAAAAAGUUAGUACUCUGCUGAAGUGCCUUUGAUAUAGACCUGCAUUAUUAGAAGGAUAUAAUAACAUCUUAUGUGUGCAUUUUCUGUUAGCCAGAUUAUACAGAUGUGCAGUUUUAUUAAGAAAUAGAGUUAGUGUUUCAUGUUGGAACAAUGAAUUUUGCAUGUAACAUUUCGCUUUUGUGUGUUUAAUCCUUUUUUGAAUCCAGUAUAUAUUGAUAAUUGUUUAUGUUGGAUUGAGUUAGAAACUAUAUAGCAAAAUGUUGUACCUCCUCAAUAUUUUUAAUGUAUAUAUUUUCCCACCUUUAAAUAAAAAUGUUUCAUCUCAGCUUGGUAAUGAAAUACACAGAUUGGUAUAAGGGUAUACCAUUUUACCAUUCAGGUAUGGCAUUUAUUUUAUUCAUUCUUGUGUAAGGGAAAUGAGACUAUGUAUCCCAAGGGCUUUUCUAGAACUACUUGUUUGGUUUCAGAAUAAAACUUUUUUCUUUAUACUGCACAUGCUGUUCUCAAUUGGGAAUUAUAGGCAAUUUAUCUUUUCUAAUGAUCAAAAGAAUGUGACUUCUCAUUUGUGUGUAGUUCACAGAUUUCCUGUUAAAAAGCUGAAGCCAUCUACUUUUUCUUAACCCAAAAGUGAUAAAUCAAUACUUACAACUUUCUUAAAUUUUUAAAUUGAAAACCAAUACAAUUUUUCUGCAAAUGGAAACCUAGAUAAUUUUAGUCACAAAUUGUUAACAUUUGUGGAUUAUUUGUAUAUACUUUGGAUAUACCUUAAAGGCAAAAUUGUCUCAACUGAUGGAUUCAUUUACUAAAGCACAGUUAUAUGUAUUUUUGAAUACAUAAUAUGAUCUUGAGAGUUUGUAAAAUCAAUUUUUAUGACUUUAUGCAGUUAUAUAGGGAUUAUACCCUUUUAUAAUACAUAGUAGGCCAUGAAGAUCACAAAUGUUGAUGAAUAAAAGCACUUCCUUUGCUUUGGCAAUCAUUUUCAGAUCAUUUUCUGUGUGUUUGAAUCCUCUGGUAUCAAUAUGUAAUAUAGGGUUUUAGAGAUCUGUGGGUCAAAUUAUGUCCCUCAAAACUUCCCAGAAAGAUAAAGCUCAAAGUUACAAAUUCAUUUACAAGGUGUGAGUUACUCAUUUCCCCAUGUGCCAGCAUUGUAAAGGAAUUCAGCUGUAUUAAUUUCUGUUUCAGACCUAGAGUUGACAUUUUGCCCCUUGUUUCCAAGUGUUUCUAUCUUUUGUAUUCUUUCAGAGAACUCUCAUAUUUCAGCGUAUUUAUUGAUGUUACUGCUAUAUUUACUGCUGAAAACUGUAACAAUCUGAAGAUUUGUAAAAUGUUAAACAUAGUUCAUUAAAAAUAAUAAAGUAAAUCUAAAAUGUA
This is a messenger RNA of Microcebus murinus (gray mouse lemur), 5841 nucleotides long. It is a transcript of the gene FAM171B, whose product is annotated as family with sequence similarity 171 member B. NCBI's taxonomy places the organism in Eukaryota, Metazoa, Chordata, Mammalia, Primates, Cheirogaleidae. The record is from RefSeq and is a predicted model, not a curated record.